CUACCAGAAAGGAGUGCCACUUGGAAAGCAGCUGUCUCUAUCUGCCACCAACGGAUCAUUCGACAUUUGUCACGCUAAUGUCUGUGACAGUUACACCCCGGGCGCGAGAAGAAUGUAGAUGGUGCGAACUUCCAGCGUUACUUUUUAGUGACUCCAUAAACUGGAAUCAACACCAUGCUUCCUAUAUGGUGUACCGAACGUCUGUUGCAUAUGCAAAUUGCCUUCUCUGUCACCGACCUCGUGUCAGUACUGUGGCAAGCAACAAUCGUGAGGGUCAGGCGUUCGUGAGGCCCUUCUGGGAUGUUGGAGGAAGCCAGGAUAGGCAUUUAGCGCUUAAACACACGUGAUACUGAGUCGUUGUGCAGCAUCUGACAGCUAGGUAGGGUAGCGUGUGCCCUCAGCUCGACGAUAAUUCAUAUCACUGCGUCAACUAUCACACUCAACAGCUGAGUAUAUGCGCUUACUGUAUCGGAUCAACCAGUGUGCGGUAUUCCAAGUGUAUCCGUAGUGCCUCCCGACAAGUACUUGACUCGAUUUCGCACAAGCGGGCGCAUGAGUGAUCAAAUUACUUGACGGAAUUGUUCGUGCUUGGAAGCUUUUAGGUGUUCACUGUUAUGUCAACUCUGUACGGGCAAUGCAAAUCUUGGUAGGAGGAAGCAGUGC
Toxoplasma gondii ME49 is the source of this 663-nucleotide messenger RNA. RefSeq lists its product as hypothetical. Bases 78 to 347 code for a protein of 89 amino acids. The transcript has 2 exons. The record is from RefSeq and is a predicted model, not a curated record. NCBI's taxonomy places the organism in Eukaryota, Apicomplexa, Conoidasida, Eucoccidiorida, Sarcocystidae.